AUGGCCGCCCAGGGAUGCGCGUUGUCUCUGUGCCUGUGGCUGUCCCUGCUGCUGCCGCUGCUGCUGGGGGCGAGAGCUGCCGCAGCGCGGUGGAGCGGGGAGGGCACCACUCCGCAUUUGCAAAGCAUCUUCCUGGGCCGCUGCGCGGAGUACACCACGCUGCUGAGCCUCCAGCCCGGGAACAAAAACUGCACAGCCAUCUGGGAAGCCUUCAAGGUGGUGCUAGACAAGGACCCCUGCUCUGUGCUUCCCUCAGACUAUGACCUCUUCAUUAACCUCUCCAGGCACGCCAUUCCGAGAGACAAGUCGCUGUUCUGGGAGAAUAGCCACCUACUCGUUACCAGCUUUGCAGAGAACACCCGUCGCCUCACGCCCCUGUGCUACGUUCUGUAUGGCAAGGUUGGAGAUUUUCUGAGUUGGUGUCGACAGGAAAAUGCCUCUGGACUUGAUUACCAGUCCUGUCCCACAUCAGAAGACUGUGAAAACAAUGCUGUGGACUCCUAUUGGAAAAGUGCAUCCAUGCAGUAUUCAAGAGACAGUUCUGGGGUGAUCAAUGUCAUGCUGAAUGGCUCAGAGCCCAAAGGAGCCUAUCCCGUGAAAGGGUUUUUUGCAGAUUUUGAAAUCCCAUACUUACAAAAGGAUAAAAUCACAAGAAUUGAGAUCUGGGUCAUGCAUGACGUCGGGGGACCCAAAGUGGAAUCCUGUGGCGAAGGCAGUGUGAAAAUCCUGGAAGACAGACUGGAGGCCCUGGGGUUCCAGCACAGUUGUAUCGAUGACUACCCACCGGUGAAGUUCUUAAUGUGUGUGGACCACACCACUCACCCGGACUGUGUCAUGAACUCAGCCUCAGCAUCUCUGCGGAGGGAGAGAACAUCUUUUUAUACGACAGGGGAUGCCAGCCUUGUCAUUUCUCUCUUAGUGGCUUUGGCUUCAACUUCUCAAAUGUAAUUUGAAAAUCGCCGUGCGGGUCUAACAGAAGCCAGCCUUGCAUCAGCCUUGACCAGUCCACCCUGUUCUGUGUAGACCAAGGGAGCCCCGUGUCUAAAGAUACUUUCUUCUAGGAAAACAAUGUAACCAGACAGUAAUCCUAUUAUACUUAUGCUUAUGAUUCAAGAAAUAAGACAUUUAGCCAGUCUUGCUUACCAGGCAGAAUU
Messenger RNA from Peromyscus eremicus (cactus mouse), 1154 nucleotides. RefSeq names its product bone marrow stromal cell antigen 1 (gene Bst1). Gene Ontology annotation, cellular component: plasma membrane. The record is from RefSeq and is a predicted model, not a curated record. Gene Ontology annotation, biological process: positive regulation of B cell proliferation. NCBI's taxonomy places the organism in Eukaryota, Metazoa, Chordata, Mammalia, Rodentia, Cricetidae. Bases 1 to 948 code for a protein of 315 amino acids. The transcript is spliced from 9 exons. Gene Ontology annotation, molecular function: phosphorus-oxygen lyase activity; NAD+ nucleosidase activity.